CUCUUUGAAAAAUUCAUGCUCAUACACAUGUCCUGAAACAUCAGGUCAUUCGGUACAACCGCUAUAAAAUAUGGAAAAUGUUGUAAUAUUUUAAAAACUUGUACUAAAGACAAAAUGGUUGAUUGUCCUUUUGCUAGCUAUCCAGAAAGUUAGCAAGUUAAAAUGACAAUCAGCCUGCAAGCACUGUUUGAAAAUAUCAUCAUUCGGUAUAACCAAAAGUGAUUCAGGGCAUAUUAGCUGUUCAGUCUUCGAGAAGAAAUCAUUGCUAUACACACCCAUGUCACUUCUGUGGUCAACAUCAAGUUUUCUCUUGCCUUCUUUAAUAUCACCAUGUAAAAAUAUUGCUGUAAGUCAAAAUCCAAACCACAAGUGUGGAGCUACUCUAGUUUGCCAGAUUGAAAAACUUAAGCAAACACAGACACCUGUCUUCAAUCUACAAAAAUCUGGUUUAGUGGAACAUUUGAUAGUAUGUUCAAGGUCAGACCUAAGAGAGAAAAAUGAAAUCGCACAUGCUGAAACAGCUCUAAAUGAAGAUGGGAGCCCCGCAGCUAAACACUCCACUGAGUUAGCCAUGCAUCACGGCAAUUCCUCAGGCGAAUCAACGCCACUCAACCCAUUUUCCAAUCACAGUCAAUGGGAAGGACAGGCGACCUCUCCAUCACUUGCCGAUCCCGAGAAUGUCACCUCGGAGAGACCGAUCCUGAGCGGCCCCAUAGCUGCGAUGCUUUCGAUGACCCUGGGGAUCUUAUCUAACAUUGUGGCUUUACUCAUCCUGGCCAACGCCUAUGCCCGUCUACGUCGACGAUCCAAAGCCUUUCUCCUGUUCGCCGGCUCUCUGGUGGCCACAGACUUUGUGGGACACGUCAUACCUGGUUCAAUAGUCAUGAGGCUGUAUCUUUCUGGUGGUGUACCCUCUGAAGAAUACAACAGGGCGGACCCAUUAUGCCAGUUUCUAGGGGGCAGCAUGGUGUUUUUUGGACUGUGUCCGCUCUUUCUUGGUUGUGCCAUGGCAGCUGAGAGGUGUUUGGGUGUGACAAAGCCGCUGCUCCAUGCUUCACUGGUUACGACCGCAAGGACUAAACUCUCACUUUCUGUUAUCUGGUUAGCAGCUCUUUGUGUUGCCCUUCUGCCCUGCUUUCAGCUGGGUUCAUACACCUACCAGUACCCUGGAACCUGGUGUUUCAUUAAAGUGCUGGAGGAUACAGAGAAGGCAGACGUGGCUUUUGUUAUGUUGUUCUCAGGACUGGGGUUGACAUCCCUUGCUGUUGCUUUGGUCUGUAACACCAUAAGUGGACUGACUCUGGUGUUAGCGAGGAUACGAAAGAAACCCUGCAACCGUCGAUCAGCUAAAUCCCAUGAUAUUGAGAUGGUGGUGCAACUUGUGGGCAUAAUGGUCACAUCUUGUAUCUGCUGGAGCCCUCUUCUGAUUGUUGGCCUUAUUACAGUGAAACAGUCGUACGAGGGCUCUGUUGGAGAUGACCUUGCCACCUAUAAGACCCUGAUGAUAAUGGGGGUGCGAAUAGCUUCCUGGAACCAGAUACUGGACCCAUGGGUCUACAUUCUUCUCCGUCGUUCCAUCCUCCAAAAGAUUUACCUCAUCACCAAACGUCAAACAGAUUUUAAGGAAAGCACUUUUCGCUGCUGGGAGAUCCAUUCCUUCCCCAGCUCAGAGAAGAAUCCUGUCAGCAGAGUCUGAGUCUGAUUUUACUGUCUGUACAUCAGUAAAUACCAUGAGCUAUACCAUUGAGGAUCUCAGUGGCCCCCUUUUAUUUUAGCAUGUGGCACACAUAUUAAAAAUGUAUUUAUUUAAGCAAAUUUGCACAAAGAUAAAUAGAUGAACAUUCAUUUUACUCCCUAAGGCUAUAGAGCACUAAUAAUAAGGAUUUGGUUGGACAUAUUCAUGUCAGUGUAACAGAGAACUAUAAUUAUUUGGUGUCUUGGGCCUUCAGUUAGUAAUUGAAGCAUUAAUUCAGCCAGUUUUUUUGCUUUAGGUCUGGGAUAGUGUUUUCAUUUGUCACCAGAUGUUCCCCAUGACGACAGCCCUGGGCAUGAAACCCGACAUGACAGGGACAAGACAUAUAUUAAAGUAUAUGUUUUACUGAAAAGAAAUGUUCACCUAAAGUUAACCCAUCAAGAUUUUAUACUGCAUAAUCAUCAAUAAUAUAUAUAUAACUGUGAGGAAAACCCCUAUUUCUGAGACUGAGUUUCCCUUAUGUUUAUCUUACUGUGCAAAAAUGCUCAUGUGAAUAAGUAUUGGUUAUGUUAUUGUAUAAUUUAUUUCUUGUGUUAUCCCUCCAAUUUUCUGGAGGCUUGUUGUUAUUUUACAUUGAAAUGCAUUAUACAUAUUAUAACAAAACAAAUUACUGUGUGUGAAUUCCAUUUCUGUUGCUACUUAUUAAACAAUUUUUUAUUGAAAAAAAAAAUUACUUUGUAACUAAUUUGCCGCAUGAAGCACGCUAAACCAAUCUGCAGGCUGAAACUUAAAGGAUUAAUUCACUUUCAAAUUA
Molecule: messenger RNA, 2507 nt
Organism: Megalobrama amblycephala (Wuchang bream)
Lineage: Eukaryota; Metazoa; Chordata; Actinopteri; Cypriniformes; Xenocyprididae
Gene: ptger1a
Product: prostaglandin E receptor 1a (subtype EP1)
Exons: 3
Coding region: 278-1696 (472 amino acids)
Biological process (GO): inflammatory response; positive regulation of cytosolic calcium ion concentration; adenylate cyclase-activating G protein-coupled receptor signaling pathway
Cellular component (GO): plasma membrane
Molecular function (GO): prostaglandin E receptor activity; thromboxane receptor activity
Source: RefSeq, a predicted model, not a curated record